Temnothorax curvispinosus is the source of this 1692-nucleotide messenger RNA. RefSeq lists its product as uncharacterized. Bases 1 to 1692 code for a protein of 563 amino acids. Gene Ontology annotation, molecular function: nucleic acid binding. Gene Ontology annotation, biological process: DNA integration. Lineage: Eukaryota; Metazoa; Arthropoda; Insecta; Hymenoptera; Formicidae. The record is from RefSeq and is a predicted model, not a curated record. The transcript has a single exon.
AUGAUCACUCCUAAACUUCUACUACAACAAACGUGGAUCUCUAAAAUUAAAUGGGAUAAUGAAGUUUGUGACGAGAUACGAAACGAAUUUAAGAAAUGGCUCAAGGGUUUGGUACGUUUAGACGAGAUCCGUUUUCCGCGCUGGGCAUUUGAUGCGCCAGUUCGCGAUACGAGUAUAACGUUUCAUGUAUUUUGUGACGCUAGUAAAAAAGCAUAUGCUGCGGUGAUUUUCGCGCGCGUGGAAUGUGACUCUCAGGUCAACGUCUCGUUUGUCUCAGCAAAAGCUAGAGUAGCUCCAGUUACUACUAUGACGAUUAAUCGACUUGAACUUUUAGCUGCCUGUAUGGGCGUUCGACUGGCGCGUUCUACUGUGGAUUCUCUUAAGAUGACAGAUAAAGAGAUAACAUAUUGGAGUGAUUCUAGCACCGUUCUAUUCUGGAUCCAACAGAAUUGUCCUUGGGCAUCCUUUGUCGACAAUCGCGUUAAAGAAAUACGAAAUAUGUCAAAUAGCCAAUCCUGGAGGCACAUUCCAGGCGAGUUUAAUCCGGCAGAUUUGCCGUCGCGAGGAUGUACACUCGACACACUGUGUAGGGUGAAUUGGUGGAACGGACCGGAGUGGCUUAGGGGGGCUGAAUCUGAGUGGCCGGUUUCGAACGUAGUGAUUCACGAGGACAAGAUAAAGAAUGAGAUACGUAAGACUGCCAAGGUAACGGGUCAAAUCAUAGACUCUGAAAUUGUGUCAGCGAUAUCACAAGUGAAUCGUACUAUUGAGAUUCAGCCUUUCUAUGUACCCAGUACUUCUGACUUUUGCACUGUAGUAGGAGCAAUUGCUCGUAUAAAGCGGUUUGUUACUAAUUACAAAUUGCACAAAUUGGGAAAGCAGAAACUAAGUGGGGAAUUAACGCGCAAUGAAAUCAAUGAUGCUAAAAGAACUGUUUUGGCAAUCAUACAGCGAGACUCGUUUGAUGGAACUGACGACAUACGAUUGCGUAAUAUGAAUGUUUUUGUUGCUGAAGAUAGUUUAAUCCGGAUGAAAUCGAAAAUAUUAGAGCGUGAUGAUAGUUUUUCAUUUCGUUAUCCAAUAGUCUUACUGGGAGAAAAUCUACUAGUUCAAAUGAUGAUUCGCGAAUUUCACACACGUUUGGGACAUGUUCAUGUCACCGCCUUACUCAAUGUUCUCAGAGAAGAAUAUUGGGUAAUACAUGGCCAAAAGGUCGCACGUAGUAUCGUAAGAAAAUGUGUCGUCUGCGCACAACAGAAUGCUCAACCUUUCACGGUAGCGACUGCUCCUUUACCUAUGAAUCGCGUUCGCGACGCUCGAGUGUUCGAAAUUGUGGGAGUAGACUUUGCAGGUCCAUUGUUUCUAAAAAAUGAUGUAAAAGCAUGGGUUUGUAUUUUUACAUGUGCAGUGUAUCGGGCGGUAAAUUUCGAACUCGUGUCGUCUUUAUCAACCGAUAAAUUCAUAGAGGCAUUUUGUCGGUUUGUAGACAGAAGGGGACAACCGAGUACAGUUUAUAGUGAUAAUGGGACUAACUUCGAAGGAUUUAAUAACUUACUGAAACGAAUUGAUUGGGAAAAAAGCCUGAAAGCUAGCCUAGUGCCAAAAGUGGAAUGGAAGUUUAAUCCACCAAGUGCUCCCUGGUGGGGAGAUUGGUGGGAGCGAUUGAUUCAAAUUUUGAAACGUAUGUUGUGA